Messenger RNA from Aedes albopictus (Asian tiger mosquito), 1436 nucleotides. Its product is annotated as odorant receptor 67d-like. NCBI's taxonomy places the organism in Eukaryota, Metazoa, Arthropoda, Insecta, Diptera, Culicidae. The record is from RefSeq and is a predicted model, not a curated record. The coding region runs from base 25 to 1206 and encodes 393 amino acids. The transcript has 4 exons. Gene Ontology annotation, biological process: detection of chemical stimulus involved in sensory perception of smell; sensory perception of smell. Gene Ontology annotation, molecular function: odorant binding; olfactory receptor activity. Gene Ontology annotation, cellular component: plasma membrane.
CGCUUUCUCACCACUCAUUUGCGGAUGUUCGAUGAAAACCGGCUCACGUUGCUGUCUUCGCAGGAUCUCUUCGACGAGAUGAUUAAUUUUCUGCGGGUAUUCCUGACUUUCUGUGGCUCGGAUGUACUGCUUAUGGAUAAAUUCCGUUGGAAUGCUCGCACUUGGCUGUGCUUCUGGACGUUGGUUUCAUUUGCCAUUACGUUGUUUUACACGAUAGUGUUCCGCUCGGACGAUAUCUAUGCCAUUAUGGAUACGUUGUCGUACAGCGGAAUUGCCAUUCAGGGUGCGUUCAAAAUGCACGGCGCACUGUCCCGGGUGACGCUCUUCCAGCAAAAGUAUAUGGGGCUGAAGGCACUGUAUGCACGGUUUUCGAAGGAACCGGACAACAAUAUGGCACUGAACAAGUGUGUCCUGACGAUUACCUACAUUUUCCGAUUUUUCCUGCUGAUCUACGCUGCUGGAGGGUUGGCGUUUUUCGUCAUCCCGUUGUACGUGCUGUUUGUGUAUCAAAAAGUUGUGCUCAUUUUACACGUGGAAAUUCCGUUCGUUGACCCCGACGUGUUUUCUGGAUAUGUUAUAACCACUGCCUAUCAGGUGAUGAUGAUUGCCCUGGCGAUUGCUGGUAUUUUAGCAGCAGAUAUGGGGAUUAUGAUUCUAGUGUUGCAUAUCGUUGGAAUAGUGGACAUAUUUAGAAAUAAGCUUAAAGAACUGGAUCGAAUGUUAGAAGAUGCACAGUAUAGUAAACAGCAAAUUCACGAAAAAGUUUCUGAAAUUUGCGUCAUGCAUAGAGAGAUUAUCAAAUACGAAGAAGAUCUAGACGAAUGUUACCAUACUACCGUGUUCGUUCAAGUCCUGACAUCGGUGGCUUGUCUUAGCUUGGCGCUGUUCGUAGUCUACAUGACAAACGAUUGGACCAGAGCAAUGUUCUUGGCAGCAACGUUUUUUCAACUUUUGGAAUUCUGUCUUCUCGGGACGGCGUUGACACUGAAGAACGAUCAAGCUAUAGUUGCUAUUUAUCACACCAAAUGGUACUUACUAACACCCUCGGAUCAAAAACGUCUGAUGUUCGUGCUUCACCGCUCUCAGAACGCUGUGGAAAUGACUAUUGGAGGUGUGGCUCUACUAAAUAUGGAGACUUUCGUCGCAAUAAUGAAAACCAUUUACUCGUAUUUUACCAUGUUGCUUACAUUUAUUUCCAACGAGUAAAACAAUGGAGAACAGAAGAAAUGCAGCUUGAAUCAUCCUGCAUACACUAAGAACAAAUACAUCGAACACACCAGAGCUAUCAUACCUGUUGUUGGUCAACUUGCGAAGAAUAAAAGUGUUAACGCUUUUAUGAGAGUUCAAUUAGAAGUGAAGUGAACAUUCACAAAAUGAUGAUCGAGAUUCUGAAGUAAAUGGUCAGCAAGCUGUAAUAAACUUACUACUUACUUUCA